Messenger RNA from Penicillium taxi, 1056 nucleotides. RefSeq lists its product as uncharacterized. The record is from RefSeq and is a predicted model, not a curated record. The transcript is spliced from 4 exons. NCBI's taxonomy places the organism in Eukaryota, Fungi, Ascomycota, Eurotiomycetes, Eurotiales, Aspergillaceae. Bases 1 to 1056 code for a protein of 351 amino acids.
AUGGCGGAUACUUAUGGCUCCAAGACAGUCAUUCAACUUAGGCAGGAACUUAGGGAUCGCAAACUCCCAGUCAGCGGUCUCAAAAGUCAGUUGAUUGCAAGACUUCGCGAACACGACCAGACGCGCUCGGACCAUGAGCCUCAUCUCAACAUAUUAUCAGUCGCACCUGACCCUUCGGCACCCUUAUAUCGCCACCAGAGAUCACUUCAGACAGUGAUUGAUUUUGUUCCAAAGCAACAGCUAAGCCAAUCGCAACGAGAUCAAGCCACUUACUUUAUGAAUGAACUCUGUAAUAUGUAUGGUAUGUCGCAGCUUGUGGGAAAUGAACCAUUCAAGAGCUACAAGCCUGCAGCUCUUGUUACUGCUUUAUUACAAUAUAAUCCUAGUACUCAAUCACAGGAUGAAAUCUUUAAGACUCUACUACCCUUUCUCCACGAACAGCUCACCGAAACCGAAGAUCCUAGCCCGAAUCCCCGGCCGAGCUUUGAUCACACUCUUAUAUAUUUAAAUGCGUCUUUAGGCAAUAAGGAUGACCUCUGCCGCGCACUUGAAUCCUUUUCUGCCUUCAUGAUCCAUAAUUUUUUCCUGCCUAUCAGAGCUCGUGGAGGAAAAACUGAGCAGCCUACACCAAUAUUACUACAAGCUGAUCAGAGCGAAAGUAACGUCGGAACAACCAGUCGGUUGAGCAGUCUUCGAAAAAAGUGUCUAUACCGUGAUCACCACCGUUGUGUCAUUUCACGUCUAUUCGAUAGAACAGAAGCCCGAGUCCGAGCAAAACAGAACGAUGGCGUCGUUUUUGAUGAUGAUGGUAUUCAAAUCCAGAAAUUCAUUGAGAUGGAUAAUCUAGAGAUUGCUCAUAUAAUUCCACACUCGCUGAUGUCAAGAGCCUCUACGGAUGACAAUCUGUCUGAAAUCCGGCAAAACGCAUGCAAGAUUUGGAAGAUGUUCGAUAUUGAUGCCAUUCAUCUUCUUGAGGGCUCAGGCAUCGACAGUCCUCAAAAUGCCCUUACUCUCACCCACUCCUGUCAUUUGUCCGAACCCCCCAAACGGGUAUAG